This is a messenger RNA of Xyrichtys novacula (pearly razorfish), 4012 nucleotides long. NCBI's taxonomy places the organism in Eukaryota, Metazoa, Chordata, Actinopteri, Labriformes, Labridae. The record is from the annotation of a GenBank genome assembly.
UCAGGUAUCAAAGGUUGAGUCAAGCUCGUAAAGGACUCCGUGUCUGUAUUUGUUGUUUGCAGCAGCCUCUUACAAUGAUUACCUCCUAUAAAAUAUACAGAUGACCAACGACCCACUAACACGCACCGUUUUAAUCGAACGGUCACGGGACACAGGGGAGGGACGGGAAUGUAAAGUUCACCGUUUGGGUUGACUGGUUUUGUACAGUGGGAGGAGUGUUUAUCACUGUCUUAUAAAGAGAGGUGAGUCUGUUGAUCAUAUUAAAGGAAGUGUGGGACCUACUGAGACGGUUCAAUAAGUUACUCAAGGUAAGAAACACUAUCUCUCUAUUGAAGACAAAAAAUCAGUGCAUCUAAACCCUACUAUAUCAUUUUUAACACCUAAAGAUGACUAUCUGACUAAUCCGUGGCAUUGAUUUGAGUAACGGUCUGUGAACUGGAUAAAACGAAACUGAAAGUCCGUCCGCCAAAAUGCGCUCACGACGUUGCGUUUUAAAGAUGGUCGUGUUACUACAUCACUUUGGUUCGUAACUAAAAAUCCUUCAUUCAAAUGUAAUCUCCUUUUUCCCCUGCAGAUGUUGAGGCUAACUCUGUGUUUCCUUGUGGUGGGUUUUGCGUCCUGCUCCGUAACAUGUCCUGAUGGAAACGUCUGUCCCAAUUUCAACACCUGCUGCAAAACUCCACGUGGAUACAGCUGCUGUCCUUAUCCCAAUGUAAGUCACAUGAUUUAGUAUAAUUCACCUGGUGGAAAAUAGGAAGCUCCUCCUGAUUCUGUGUGUUUUCUCUUCAGGCUGUGUGCUGCUCUGACAUGGCCCACUGCUGCCCUUCAGGAUACCGCUGUAACCUGGUGACCCAGAUGUGUGAGAAAUUGGACCAGCCCUGGUUGAACAUCCCUAUGGUAAAGAGGGAGGCUGUGGAGACACCAAGUGCUCCUCUUCAGCCUUUAUCUCCCCUUCAGGAACUUGAAAUCCCAGAGCAACAAAAGAGUUCAGUGGUCCACUGUGACAACUAUUAUACAUGUCCUGAUGCCACCACCUGCUGCAGGCACCCUAAAGGAGCCUGGUUCUGCUGCCCGUACUCUCCUGUGAGUUGACUCGUAAACUUGUGUAAUAAAACACAUGACUGUGAUGAAUUUCCUUGAGUUCAUCAGACUCAAGCUUGAUUUCAAAACACUCUCUUCCUUUAUUUCGCUGCUGUCCCAUAACUUUCAGAAUGAAUGAUCCUGUUUGGCACUUUGAUUUGCAGGGCAGGUGUUGUCUGGAUGGCUACCACUGUUGUCCAUAUGGCUAUGACUGUGACUACACCUACACACACUGUGUGAGAACAGGUCUGAGAUACCCUUUCACCCCAAAACAAGCCUCGAUCCCAGCUAUUCUCACUUCAACCAAGGAGGAUGAAAGCAGCUUGAAAGAGGUAUGAAUGCGGCUGAAAAUGUGUCUUUUUGUAUAUAGUUUAAACGUCUAAAUGGUCCAUGAAGUCCCUUAUGAAAUCAUGGAUUUCCAACAAAGGAAGAAAGUGAGUCAUCUGCAUUUGUUUCCUGUUUCUUGAUUUUUUCACUGAUUUGAAGUAGGUGAGGCUUAGCAAGCAAAGGUCCCUGCAUACACCAAUGAAGAUCCAGCACUCUCAAUCGCACAGGAACCACAAUUGGAUAUUUGUUUGAUAAUGUAUGAAUAAUUUUAAUUUGUGUAAGGACAUCCCUUUGAAUACAGAAGUAUCCCCAACUCAUUGUUUUGCUCUUACAGCCAGCAUUUAUUUUUAGUCUCCCUGCUUUUAUUCAUCAGGGAUGUGGUUCUUCCCAGGUUUUUCGAUCCAAAGUGGUGAACCAUGUGAGUCUUGAAAACCACAGAAAAACACAUUUAAAAUCCUUUAAUGAGCUUUUAAGAGAAGAGCUCUGAGUGUGUAUCUUCUGUUUUGUCCUAGCCUUUCCAAGAUGAUAUGCUCUGAUAAUUUACCAACAUGUAAAAUCCCUCCAAACUCUCUCUUCACUUUGUCCAUGAAGGGUUGUAUCACUGGGCGUUCCCAGAAGUCCCACUUAUACCACAUCCUCUCCAACAGAGGGGGCUAUAAUUUUUAUCAUAACUAGCUAUAACCAGGGGAGUUUUGAGAGAACACAUCCUUAACUUCCAACCAAAUUCUCUCCAGUUGGGGCUACUUAAACAUUUAUACCAAGACAUCCAAGACCCUUGCCGUUCAUCAUCUGAGAUGGCUGAAUUUGUCUACAAUUCCCAUUUAUUUUUUGCAUCCAAGGUAUAAAUGGUUGUACCCACAUGUAUUCUCUGGUAUAAACAGGAAACCGUACCUUUUGAGCCUCAUUGAUUUCCUACUACCCCUAUCCAAAAUAUUUCAAAAUAGAUGGCAGCAUCAUAGCACUAUCCCGAUUUUUUGUGUGAUAGCAAAAAAUGUCGGAUUUUCAAGUAUCUAAACAAACUCCAUCUUUUUCUGUAUUUAAUUCACAAAACUAGAAUUCAGUCACAUAAUAAACUAACCUUAUGAGCACUGACUAAUUUGUGGAGCCUGCAGCUAUAGAAAUGAUGCUGUGUUAAAAUGUUUCCAAACUUAACUGGGCAUGUCAGCUACAAUCAGUUCUCUUCCAGGUAUAUCACUAUCUCAUAUCUUAUUUGCAAACAGUCUCAGAAUAAAACAUUGGGACCACACAGGUAUUGAGAGUUCAAAAUUUGGUCCAGAAACACUUGAAGAGGGCUGCGGCUCUGUCCUGGGUCAUGCCAAUGUUAUGAAAUCUUCAAAAAUAAUUCCUAUACUGGAAUGGCUUAGAGAGCUCAUUAUAAUCAACUGUGUAUUUUUAAUGUGUAUACUUUCUACAACUUCAAGACCAGUUUGUCACGCCAUCUAGUGACCAAUUCACAUAUUAGCAUAUCAGACAUUAUAUCACUGAACAUACUGCUUCCUGCUUUUUAUCAGAUGCCAAUCACAUCCCUGAUUGAUCUCUUUCACAGAUGCAGCGCCAUCAUAGACAGAAAGCUUUGAUUUGUCAGCAGAAUUUCACAGUGAAGCAGUUUUGCCAGAUAUUUACCCCAGGAGUUGACGCUGAGUCAAAUAGAGCCAAACACAGAUGAAAUGCUUAUUUUGUUAUGAGUCAUUUGGGUUUCAGAGGAAUGAUAAUGAUCAGAAAUCAGAUAUAAGGGCUUUAAAAAUAUCUAAAAGUGUUAUGAGUCAUUUGGGUUUCAGAGGAACGAUAAUGAUCAGAAAUCAGAUCUCAGGGCUAUAAAAAUAUUUAAAAGUGGGGCAUUUUACUUUAAAACCUGUUAUAAAAGAAUUAUAACCAUGAUAAACUUUGAAAUGACUGCCUAGGAGUAAUGAUUAUUUUGUGGUUUGACUGUUUGCAGACACCGAUGACAGGCCUCACAGAAGCCAGAGUUGGCACCAGUGAUGCCAACGUUAUUCGGUGUGAUUCCAAGUUUUUCUGCGCUUCAUCGAUGUCCUGCUGCAAAGGACCCACAGGCCAGUGGAGCUGCUGUCCUUACAGCCUGGUAUGCAUCAAAUACUGAAUUAAACCAUUUAAAAAGAUUUGGCCUAUCAGUUCUAGUAAGUUUUUGUAACAUCAGACCUCCUCAUGCUUUAGGGCACGUGUUGUGCGGACGGUCGGCACUGCUGUCGGUACGGACAAACCUGUGAUGCCUCCUCCAUGUCUUGCAAAGCGGGCUUUUACCAGGUCCCUUCAAGGGAGCAGGAACCAGCCAAAUCAGUCUGAGGACAUGUUGUCGAAGUGUGAGCGCUGUCACAGAUUUUUGAAUAUUUUGCUAAAUAAAUAAUCAUUGCACAAGUAGAGGAAUUAUCAUCAACAUUAGAUUGGAAAAAAUUCCUGCAUUAUCAUGAGUCUUUGCUUUCUGAAAACAUUGAGGAAAUUCAGUCUUAUAAUAAUUUAAAAGAGACAAAUCAAGGCCACUUCAUUUCAGCUUUAAAUCAAAAUCUUUUGUUUGUUUUCUCAUAUGAAACAGAACUAGUUACAAGUAUUUGUAACAUUUUUCAAUAAAAGAAUGAAAAAAUAAAAUAAA